This is a messenger RNA of Myotis davidii, 981 nucleotides long. RefSeq names its product acidic nuclear phosphoprotein 32 family member A (gene ANP32A). Gene Ontology annotation, biological process: regulation of apoptotic process; nucleocytoplasmic transport. Gene Ontology annotation, cellular component: perinuclear region of cytoplasm; nucleus. The transcript is spliced from 7 exons. Gene Ontology annotation, molecular function: histone binding. Bases 167 to 922 code for a protein of 251 amino acids. The record is from RefSeq and is a predicted model, not a curated record. Lineage: Eukaryota; Metazoa; Chordata; Mammalia; Chiroptera; Vespertilionidae.
CCGCCUCCGCAGCGAUCAGGUUUGUGUGCGACGCGGGUGCUGGGGGCUCGAGAACCGAGCGGAGCUGGUUGAGCCUUCAAAGUCCUAAAACGCGCGGCCGUGGGUUCGGGGUUUAUUGAUUGAAUUCCGCCGGCGCGGGAGCCUCUGCAGAGAGAGAGCGCGAGAGAUGGAGAUGGACAAACGGAUUCAUUUAGAGCUGCGGAACAGGACGCCCUCUGAUGUGAAAGAGCUUGUCCUGGACAACUGUCGGUCUUGUGAAGGCAAAAUCGAAGGCCUCACAGAUGAAUUUGAAGAACUGGAGUUCUUAAGUACAAUCAACGUAGGCCUCACCUCAGUCGCAAACUUACCAAAGUUAAACAAACUUAAGAAGCUUGAACUAAGCGAUAACAGAAUCUCAGGGGGCCUGGAAGUAUUGGCAGAAAAGUGUCCGAACCUCAAGCAUCUAAACUUAAGUGGCAACAAAAUUAAAGACCUCAGCACAAUAGAGCCACUGAAAAAGUUAGAAAACCUCAAGAGCUUAGACCUUUUCAAUUGUGAGGUAACCAACCUGAACGACUACCGAGAAAACGUGUUCAAGCUCCUCCCACAACUUACAUAUCUCGAUGGCUAUGACCGGGACGACAAGGAGGCCCCUGAUUCCGACGCUGAGGGCUACGUAGAGGGCCUGGAGGAGGAGGACGAGGAGGAUGAGGAUGAGGAAGAGUAUGAUGAGGAUGCUCAUCUAGUGGAAGAUGAAGAGGAUGAAGAAGAGGAGGAAGAAGGUGAAGAGGAGGAUGUGAGUGGAGAGGAAGAGGAGGAUGAAGAAGAUUAUAACGACUGGGAAGUAGACGAUGAGGAAGAUGAAGAAGAGGCUGCUGGUGAAGAAGAAAAGGGUCAGAAGCGAAAACGAGAACCUGAAGAUGAAGGAGAAGAAGAUGACUAAGUGGAUACCUAUUUUGAAAAAUUCCUAUUGUGAUUUGACUGUUUUUACCCAUACCCCCC